Schizosaccharomyces cryophilus OY26 is the source of this 1544-nucleotide messenger RNA. RefSeq lists its product as uncharacterized. The transcript has a single exon. NCBI's taxonomy places the organism in Eukaryota, Fungi, Ascomycota, Schizosaccharomycetes, Schizosaccharomycetales, Schizosaccharomycetaceae. The record is from RefSeq and is a predicted model, not a curated record. Bases 761 to 1081 code for a protein of 106 amino acids.
UUGUGUACCCGGCAAUAGCAUCCAAUAGUACCGAAAUGAGACUCUUAACUCCGGUAUAUUUCUGCGUAGUGUAAGGGAAGAAGCAGAGGAUACCAGUCAUCAGAAUUAAAGAUUUGUAGAUGUUUAACUAUCUGUAGUGAAAUAAUUUCUCUGAAAGAAGCAAUUUCCAAUCGCUUAUUAAAGGGAAAAGUAAUACCGAGGGUUCUAUGUACCUUACCUUUGAUUCUUUAACGACGCUAAGGGACCGAUCCCUAUUCAAAAGGAACGCAAGGGUCGCGAUGCAUCUAUUACGGAGGUAGGACGGAACGGAAAGAGAUUUCGAUGUAUGCAUAGGAAGAGACAGAACAAAUCCCUCUUUAUAUAAAAGGGAAGGCAGACACUGAGUGAAACGAACUUCCCAAGGGAUUUUUUGCUGAGUGAAAGGAAGGGAUGGAGAGCGCGUCUGUAUCACAUACAGCAAAAGCUUUUAUAUUUUGAAACUAAAUAUUUGUAAGUGAGCUGUAUGAAAGUUUUGAAUGGCAACUCGGGUAUGCCGGAUAGAGUGGUAUAAACAAGAAGGAAAGAAGUUUCAGUUAAACGAAAAAGAAACCCAUUUAAAACGAAAAAGAUGCGGAGACGCUAAGGGGGAGAUAUACAGCGACAUCAUACAACAAUGAAAAGUAACACAUGAGGGAAACUUUUCAAAGAGAUGACUAGGCUUCACCUGAGAAGAUGCUGAUGAUAAUCACAUGCUCCUACGGAAAGAGGUUGAACUUCUGUGAUGGUAAAUUUUCAUUAUCCUGAGCUGGGGUGCUCUUUGCUUCCGAUGCCAGCCGUCGCAAUUGCCGAUACUGAGUCCCAAUCAUUCGUCGCUUACCCUUUUUUUAUCUUUUUUACGAAUACCCUCUGGUUCCCUCUUCAACUGCCGCCGAGUGGUCGGUCAGCCAAGUACAUCUUUAAAAGACUUGCUGGGACUCCUCAAAUGCCGUUUCGGGAAUUACUGCAUCCGAAGCAUUUAACCUUUAUUUCUUCCCCUAAUUUAUUAAACUUUGAUUUACCCCGUCUAUUCCAUUCAGACAUGUGCGCACUUAGAAAUAAUUAAGUUUACGCACUUCAUGUUCCCGUUAUGCAUUUUCACUAGCUCCUGUAACCUUCCUUUGGCCGCCUUGUUGCUUUUUUGGCGCCUCCUUUUCGUCUGUUUUCUCAUUCGUUCAAGCUCCUCUUACACUUUCCAUCAUCCUCACGAAACACUCCUACAAGGUUCGAGACUUACGUCAAAUACCGGCAAUGAAAAAGUAUCUCGUGAUCUCAUAUACCGGCUCUCCACACUUACGUCGGCAUUGCAAAGGUAGCAAAAGGUCUAGAACGGUUAUGAGCCCUAUCAUUAAACCAAUCAGAAUAAACAAGAAACGUGACUCGUGUGUGGUUGCACUUUAUUUUGCCAAUUCACAAUGCCUCGAGUCUUAUAAUGUUCAUUGAUGUUACCUUUCUCCUCAUUGAUACGUAGCCGAACUUAUUCUUCUUCUUACUAUCUCGCUCUCACUCCAUCCUUUGCGUCAUUUUUU